AUGCUCAACGUUCGCAUCGCCUCUUUGCCCGCAGAUCGGCAAACGGCCGCGCGAGAUUGCCGCCGUUGCAUCAAGCGCCGGAUCAAGUGUGACCGGACGCUGCCGCGAUGUCGCAAAUGUUCCAUUCGCGACUUUCAGUGCCCGGGCUAUGAUGCUGUGCAGCUCAAAUGGGGCUCUGCGGACAAGAGAGUCCGGAAAUCUUCAGUGGCGGUGUCGCCGUCUACUGGAGGGUUGAGCAGUGCCGUGGGCAACUCAAAUUCCACUCAGAGCGAUGUGCUCCAGCUGCCUCUUGCCAUACUGUCGUCACCGAAGGGACGAGAGACGGCAUCGCCUGAAGCAGAGCUGACCCAAGUACAUGCACCACCUGCAACGGGGACUCUCCCUUCUCCCGCCAACGACAGAUCCCUAGUCGACCGCUUUACAUCGCAAAGCUUGUCACGGAAUCUGUUUUCUCACUUCAACGGCAAAGUAUCUCCCCGCUUAACCUGGGUUGAUCGGCCAGACCAUCCAUGGCGGAAAGUCAUUGCUCCACUCGCACGACGGUCUAAACCUCUGGGUCUUUCGAUUCUCAGCGUUGCGGCUGCUCAUCUCUCAUUCACGUCCACCGACAGUGUGCCUGUGCCAGACACGAACCGCAUUGCGAUCAGCAAUCGACUGCGUGAUUCCAGUCUUCACAUGCUGAAUCAAAAGAUCAACCUUGAGCUAGUCGGGGAGCAUUCCCUGAUUGAUCCAGUCGUCCUUGACUCAACUCUGAUCGAGAUUCUCGCGACGACUCUCGUUCUUUGCUACGGUGAGAUGCUCAUUCCGCAUUCAACCGGCUGGAAUAUCCAUCUUCGCGCCUGCCGUGUGCUCAUAGAGCGAUAUCUCUGGCGCAACAGCCAACACUCGCCGCGACGAAAUCCGGUCGUCGACUUUAUCAUCCGGGAAGUGGCCGAUAUCGAAGUGUAUCGCAGCAUCGGCGCUUUCUCCGCCGACCAGUCAGCUCUCACUGAGGCCAUCCGUCCACCAUCAAUCAUGUUGGAUGACUCUUUUCACACUUUUACAGAUCUCUUUCGCGAAAUCACCGCAGAGGAACGUCGCCGACAUGCUGCUGUUCUCGUUCACGACCCAGGGCAACCAGCCUCGUCCCUGCCUAGUCCUACUUUGUCUAGUAAUCUCACCACUGCCGUACCCUUACCCGCCGACAUGAACCGCUGGCGAGCCAAGGUUGAACUAGCUUAUGCGCGAGCCUCGACCGACACGGCCCGACUAGUCACCACGCAGGGAGCCAUCACGCAAAAGUGGAUGGCCGCGAUCGUCCGGGCCGUCUACCACGCUAGUCUCAUCUACGCCUAUCAAUCUCUGGGCUCGACUGCCGAAGCGGCGGCGGAGAUCGGCACUUCUUUGCCCGCGCUCUGGGCGGAAAUUGAAUUUCUCACGGCUGGUCCGGUGCACAGCCUCUCACACGACGUGUUUGUCCCGCUUUUCAUUGCCGGGACUGAAUGCUGGGGGGACCCGUGGCGGCAGGGGCUUGUUGAAAGUCGCUUCCAGGAACUGAUGACCGCGAUGGGAAUCUGGUGCAAUUUUACCGCGUUGAAGUUUUUAAGGGGGUUCUGGGCUCGGACAGAGUAUCAUCGUGCUGGAGGAUGGAUAUCGUAUGCUCGCGAGAAUGAGGGAGAGGAUCGAUCCUUUUUCGUUUUUUAA
This is a messenger RNA of Penicillium oxalicum, 1683 nucleotides long. Its product is annotated as Zn(II)2Cys6 transcription factor. Lineage: Eukaryota; Fungi; Ascomycota; Eurotiomycetes; Eurotiales; Aspergillaceae. The record is from RefSeq and is a predicted model, not a curated record. Gene Ontology annotation, cellular component: nucleus. Bases 1 to 1683 code for a protein of 560 amino acids. Gene Ontology annotation, molecular function: transcription cis-regulatory region binding; DNA-binding transcription factor activity, RNA polymerase II-specific; zinc ion binding. Gene Ontology annotation, biological process: positive regulation of transcription by RNA polymerase II. The transcript is spliced from 2 exons.